AUGCCGAACUACUCCAGACCUGAUGGCGCCUCUAACGUGCUGGCCUGGAGCGCUCACACAUCCAACAUGCAGUCCCCCGCGGAGGAAGAUGGCGCUGAAGUCGACGAGCCGCCAGAUCAGUCGACAUCGUGGAGAGCAACUGCUUCUCAGGCCUGCCACUCUUUCCAAAAGACACUUGCGUACCGCCCGCGAGACAACAAGCAGUCCCUGUUGACCAAGGCUCUUCAGAGUCAAUCUGAAGACGAGAACGUCGAUAGCAGCGUUGCUGGUGACCUCCCAAGGCGCCGGUGCUCUAUGACCAGCAACACGAGCAUGACUUCCACUGCCGAAUUCACCAGUGAUACUGGCUUCACCACCCCUCCACGGACGAGCUCACCCAGUCCUCGUCUACUGGAAACCGGGGCUACUCCACUACGCGUCAAAUCCGCAAUCAGCUUUGCGACUCCGACCAGUGCUGCUCACUUGAAUGCCACGCCGAAACCAACAUGCCAAAAUCCUCCGGCUGGCCCUUCUGUCCAGACGCAGCAGAGGAAACGAUGCAUAUCGUUUGCCUGCGCCAAUCCCAAGCCUACCUCUCAAGUCGUCGAGGCAAAUGACGAUGCCAAACCCAGCAACAAAUCCACUUCCACUGCUGCGGUCCCCUCGAUCAAUCUAUCUACAAAUGGGACCUCCAAGGCUGUGGCAAAAACUGGGGAGCUGCGGCGCCCUUGCAUCAAAUUUGCUUGUCCUACCCGCCCCUCUACUGAAUCUCACAGGCCACAUCUGUCUGCUUUGAAGGCCGAUGGACCAGAGGGCCGGAAGUUUGUUCGGAAACCUUCACCGGCUCCAGAACCAAGAUCUCCCACCUCUUUUCGGAAACACUCACGCGGUAACUCGUCUAAUCGUUCUCCGAGAUCCAUGACCCGCUCAACUGCCUCGCGCCCAUCGUCACAUAGCCCUCUCACUCUCCGGUCGAAGAAGUACUUAACUGCCAAGCCAGAGGAUCUGAAUCGCGAAUCGUCUCGCUUCCAUGAGUUUGCUAGUGACGCGCCGCUGGAAGACGAUUGGAUUCGCCACGCAAAGUCAUCUAUGGGCCAGAGGAUCACUAUCAACGACACGCUGAAGAAGGAGCUUGCGAUCCGCCUGUUGGCUAAAGAGGCAGAAGAAGAGGCUGAGCAAGAGGAAGAGGACGAAGAGGAUGCAGCAGAAAAUGACGACGACGAUGACGACGAUGAGGAAUACGACGACGAGGAUGAAGAUGAGGAUGAUGACGAGGACGUCGAUGAAAACGACACAGUUGACGGGGAUGGUGACCGCCUUGACCUCAGCCAAUACUCCGGCUACAACUUCGAUACCGUGUCUGAUGGUUACAACACGGACAACGAGGUUGGCUUCGCAUCAUCUGAUGACGAGGACGAUGGUCUUGUCCUCUGGACAGUUCGGCAGUCCAUACAUACCCGUCAUAGCGAGGAUUACCGCGAUAUUGGCCAUUCGACAUUGCACCAGGGCGGUAGUCCUAUCUUCCGCCGCCUGUCUGUUGGCGAGCACUCUGACUCUUCCGCGUUUGUUGCCGGCCAGGCGAUCCGCCAGGACAAGCCCAAGAACCGAGAGUUGGCGGGCAGUGGCCGUCCAGCAACCCCGGAACUGCCGGACAGCACAGACUUUGUGUGCGGCACGUUUGAUGAGGACCGUCCUCUGGAGGAGGCAUACAUGUGUCACAUGGCAGCUCGCAAACGCGAGAAGUAUCAGACAAUCCCGCAAGAUAUCGACCCGAGCUUCCCAACGUCGGAUGUGGAAGGCGAGAGCGACGACGAUCAGACGUCGAAGUACCCGAAGCAAAAGCAACAGCAGGGCAGCGCGGAUGACCAGCUCUGGCUUCACGGCGAACUGGAAGACCUCCACGGAGAGCCGGACCGGUCAGACAGGUGCCGGAAGAUGGAGAAAUCGUCGAGACGGUAUCGCUCUCCGCCGCCGCCGAAGGCUCGUGGCCGGUCUCCGGCUCCUCGUCAUCUCUUUGAUCGACAGUCGCCUAGCCGGAGAAUGAGGUCUCCGGCGCCGAAACUUACACCAGCGGUACUUGCAGAACCACCUACCGCCCUCGUGUCAUCUCGGACCUCGCCUGUGGAGAUCGCUGGCGUAGGGUGUGUUGCCUACCAGGCGGUUGCAUUUCGUCCGGGCCUGACUCAGACCAAGUCUCUGCCGCGGCCGGCUGCAAUCUUCCGUCAUCAGCAGCAAAACAACCAAGCUGCGGCAAAGCCAGCCCGUCGACCCAAGGCCAACGGUACGACCAGUACGAAGCCCAUGCACAUUCGCGGCGCUCUGGACAUUGUGAAGGGCCUAGAGCAGAAGCGCCAGAGGCGUAAGGAGAAAUUUCAGCAAAAGUAUUGCAACCGUGCUCGCAAGGGACAGGCUCUUGAGAGACGACCACAACGCGGCGAAGGUGCCGAACGGAUGAGAGAGUUGGGCCUCCUCAUGGCUGGCAAAAUCGGACAAGGACACUACGUUAUUUCUGUCUGA
This is a messenger RNA of Grosmannia clavigera kw1407, 2496 nucleotides long. RefSeq lists its product as uncharacterized. The transcript has a single exon. The coding region runs from base 1 to 2496 and encodes 831 amino acids. NCBI's taxonomy places the organism in Eukaryota, Fungi, Ascomycota, Sordariomycetes, Ophiostomatales, Ophiostomataceae. The record is from RefSeq and is a predicted model, not a curated record.